Molecule: messenger RNA, 846 nt
Organism: Entamoeba invadens IP1
Lineage: Eukaryota; Evosea; Mastigamoebida; Endamoebidae
Product: protein FAM133B, putative
Exons: 1
Coding region: 1-846 (281 amino acids)
Source: RefSeq, a predicted model, not a curated record
AUGAAAAACUUGAAAAGCAGUAUGUCAGAACUUGAAGAUAAUCUGAUGGGAGAUGUCUCUGUUCACACCGAUGAUGAACACCACUCUCCUCUUGUUGUAACCGAUGGCGAAGGCGCCCAGCAGCAAACUGAGACUCACACAGAUAGUUCAGUAUUACCAAAAGCCGAGACUCAACCAAAUUUGGUGAAUCCACCAACCACCGAAGAACACAAAGACGAACAAAAGGAAGCCGAAGUCCACGUGGAAGAAGAACAAAACACGAAAGAACCGUGCGAGUGUUGUGAAUGUGUUCAACAUGAGUUGGAAUUGAACUCCAAUGAGGAGGUGGAAGAGGACAAAUCGUCUGAAGAAAACGACGAGUCUUCUGAUAACGGCGACAAGAAAAAAGCGAAAAAGGCGAAGAAAGAGGACAAACGCGACAAAAAGCACCACAAAGAGAUCUUCAAGGCAAUGGAAAAGGCAGAAAAGAAUAAGGCGAAGUUAGAAAAGAAGAAGAAGAAAGAGGAGUCUAAAGCCGACAAAGUUGUUGAUGGAGUUCUUCAAAAAGACGAGAAAACGUACAUCAAGCAGCUUAAAAAGGAUGAAAAGGCUGAAGCUGAACAGACAAAGAAACAAGAGAAGAAAGACAAGAAAGACAAGAAAAAGGCAGAUAAGAAAAACAAGAAGAACGAAGACAGUAAAAAGAUUAAAGCAAAUAAAGAAGAAGAGGAAAACGAGAAACAAAGCAAAAAGGAAGCAAAGAAGUUGAAAAAAGCACAAAAGAAAGAAGAAAAGAAAAGCAAAAAAGACAAGAAGAGUAAAAAGGAUAAGAAGAAAGAUAAAAAGAAAGACAAGAAGAAAAAAUAA